Salvelinus fontinalis (brook trout) is the source of this 6190-nucleotide messenger RNA. RefSeq names its product cellular communication network factor 1, like 2 (gene ccn1l2). Gene Ontology annotation, cellular component: extracellular region. The record is from RefSeq and is a predicted model, not a curated record. NCBI's taxonomy places the organism in Eukaryota, Metazoa, Chordata, Actinopteri, Salmoniformes, Salmonidae. Gene Ontology annotation, biological process: signal transduction. Gene Ontology annotation, molecular function: protein binding. The transcript is spliced from 5 exons. The coding region runs from base 4003 to 5160 and encodes 385 amino acids.
ACCAGAAAUCAAGCUGUUGUAAAAGCCUCCAAAAUAGUAAAGCUGCUAACUGCUGUCAUACAGUAUAGAUGGGUCAGACUGCAGACACAGGAGUGGAUAGGAGUAAAUCUGGGUGGUGGUUUGUUGGUGUAGAUUAAGACUAGGCUGAGUAGAUUGAGACUAGGCUGAGUAGAUUGAGGCUAGGCUGAGUAGAUUGAAACUAGGCUGAGUAGAUUGCGACUAGGCUGAGUAGAUUGAAACUAGGCUGAGUAGAUUGAGGCUAGGCUGAGUAGAUUGAAACUAGGCUGAGUAGAUUGCGACUAGGCUGAGUAGAUUGAAACUAGGCUGAGUAGAUUGAGACUAGGUUGAGUAGAUUGAGACUAGGCUGAGUAGAUUGAUACUAGGCUGAGUAGAUUGAGACUAGGCUGAGUAGAUUUAAACUAGGCUGAGUAGAUUGAGACUAGGCUGAGUAGAUUGAGACUAGGCUGAGUAGAUUGAGACUAGGCUGAGUAGAUUGAAACUAGGCUGAGUAGAUUGAGACUAGGCUGAGUAGAUUGAGACUAGGCUGAGUAGAUUGAGACUAGGCUCAGUAGAUUGAGACUAGGCUGAGUAGAUUGAAACUAGGCUGAGUAGAUUGAGACUAGGCUGAGUAGAUUGAGACUGGGCUGAGUAGAUUGAGACUAGGCUGAGAAUAUUGAGACUAGGCUGAGUAGAUUGAGACUAGGCUGAGUAGAUUGGAAAGGGACAGUAUUGAUAAAUCGCCAGGGCUCCUGACCCCUCUGUUUUGGAAAUGUUUGUCUAUCUGACAAACAAUGGCUGGCUGAAAGCCAGGGGGGACUUGCCAAACCACGGCCAGCGCACACAUCCUGCCUUUGUGGGCCAGGAAUGCCAGGAAUCCAGACAGCUGCCCUCCUUCUCCCACCCCUCCCUCCCCAAAAAGGUGCUCUCUCUCAAACAUCCCCAGUGUCCCAGUGGUUUCAGCCCAGUAGCCUGGGUGUCUGGGUGUUUGUGUAAGGCGCUGCUUGUGGCUCACCUCUCUCUCCCUCCAUUCCUCCUCUCUCUCCACAGUGCUCCUCCGUCCCCACAUCAGUGGCAGGCAGGUUAGUAGCAACACCUGUUCUCUGUGGUUCCCCUCUGCUCCCACCCACUGAUCUUUAUUCAUACUGAGAUUCCUGCUGCCUCAACUCUCAACACAUCCAUGUUGGUUUUUAUAUUUGGUUUUUCAUUUUGGUUCUUUCCUCGCAAUUCUUGAAUUUCUGAAGCGGUUUUGUAUUCAAAGAUACUUGUCUUAUACAUUUUUUUUUUACAUAAAUUUAAUUUAAAGAGCACAUAAAGACCAUGUAAAGUGCAUACACAACAUAUCUUUGCAGUCUUUACAAAGGAGCGUAGUGAGAUUCACAUGUUAAGGGUACAUUUUGGCUGUAUAAAGCAAACAUUUCAAGAGUCUGAAUAAGAAUACAAUAUGUAAAAACCACUUAAGAAAAAUAACAUAAACAAUCAAACACAAAAACCCAGAAGUUCCAGAAUAAGACCAGUACAAUAUGACAGGAACUGUGACCAGACAUCUUCAUACCUAUGCUGUCUAUGUUGAAAGAUUGAUGUAAUUCUCUCCAUGACAGCAAGUUCCACGCAGACCUAACCACAUAUCUUUUGGGGGUGCAUUUUGUUACACAUUUCCUUUCUGCCGCUAAAAGAUAAUCUCAAUUUAAGUGGAGAGGAGUGGAGUGUAUCCACAGGAACAAUACCUAGGAGGAGAUGACAUGGGUCUGGUUGAAUAAUAAUAUGUGUGAUGUCCUAUAUAAAAUGGAGAAUUUCAGACCAAAAAUACUGGAUUUUCGGACACGUCCAAAAUAUAUGUGAAUAAGACACGUUUUUUUUUCUGAACCAUUAUUAUUUAUAUUUUGUUUGAUAUUUUGGGGAGAAGAAGCUCUGUUGUGGUUUUGUCAAGGUGAACUGGGUUAAGUGAGGACAGGUCUCACAAAUUGAGCAAGGAUCCACAGAAACAGGUCCUAGUUAUUUUCUUUGCCUUCUCCUGUGGUGUGAGAGGCUUGCUAUAUUCACACUCACUCCUCUCUGUCUCGCUCUGCAGGUUUUCAGUGGCCUCAUCAAAUGUGCUAAAUUACGUUUCCUGUGUUUCAUAACAAUGAGAGCCAAGGCCUAAUGCAGGGCCUUCCUGCCCUCGAACAAAACACUUUUUAUGUCCCGCUGGGAUGACAAUGGGAAUGUUUCAUUUUUCCUACCAAACAUGGGAACCUGUGGAAGAGCCUUUGUUUCCUGGAAUGUGGCCAUUAGGAAAGAGAUGGAGGGAACACAGGAUAUGUGCCCUGCCCUGGGCAAUGCGUUUCAAUGGGGUGGCUGGGGCCAGAGGAGUUGUACGCAGGGAUUUUCUCUGCAAUCUGCAUCACUAUUUCCCCUGUUAAAGUGGAUUCCAUGCCAGAGUGGGAUUCCCCACUCAUUUUUUCCGUUACACCUGCACUUGUUUUUUUCUGUUGACAGCAUCAGUCUUACUUGACCCCCAAUGUCAAAUAUCGCUCAUAUGCCAGAAUGUAGCUACCGUGUCACUCCACAGUAUGGGAAUCCCACAGCCCUGCAGCCCUGGGUUCAAAUAGGGUUUGUGUUUAUUGAAAUACAAAUACUUAAAGGACAUAUGUGCUACUUUUCAACCUCAUAUUCAUUAACUCCAGUACCGUACCAGUGUCUACAUAUGUGAAAAUGACAUGUUUCUAUGUUCAGUGAUUACAAAGAUAAGAUGAAAGGUCCUAAUAAAGACUUCUCUGUGACAUCACAGUGUAGAGUUAAACGUUUUUUGUUUUUUUAAAUGUUGAUUUUUCAAACCUGCAACAAGUUUCUAGCCAGAUGGAAGAUGUUUUCUUGCUCCCCACGUCACUGCGAAUCUCAUAGGGUUUUUAAAAAUUGUAACUUUUGAUGACGUCAUGGGAUAGAACUUUUAUAUGUUAGAUUUUUUCUACUAAAAAUUGUAACUUUUGAUGACGUCAUGGGAUAGAACUUUUAUAUGUUAGAUUUUUUCUACUAAAUGUAGAAAUGCAUCGUUUUCACACAUGUAGACACUGGUACUGUGAAAAUGGAGAUAAUGAAAAUGAGGUUAAAAAGUGGUGGAAUUACCCUUUAAGCUGCAUUUGAUUGAGCUUUCAAGGCAAAAUGGGACUGAUGGGGAGAAUUUAAAUUGCAUACUCCUACUCCUCGCGUCCUCUCCCCGCCUCCUCAAAACCCAUUAGAGGAGAAGGUUAGAGGGGAGGGAAAUCUGGCUUUCCAUCCAAUGGGUUUUAAGAAGGAGGCGAGAAGAGAGGACAUGAGGAAUAUGCAAUUGAGAUUCUCCCAUGGAAUAGUCCCAAAAGUGCAAACCACACCCAUCUGGCACUAAAGAAAGGCUCAAUCAAAUGUUCAACCUGUUUGAAAGAAAUCAAAUACUAUUUGAAGCCACUCCACACUUAGCUUUACUUAUUAUGAAUUUAUCAGCAAUGAUCUUUUCUUGUAGUUUCUCAAUAGCAUUAGGGACAUAUGAUAGUAAGCUGUCAGUGCACUGAAGUGCCUACAGAGUUGUGUUUGUAAUAUAACCAUGGUUUCUCAGUAUAGUAAUGUAGCAAUGGUGCAAUUUCUUCCUCUCCUACUCCACUCACUCAAUCCCCCCUUGAUUCACUUUCUCUUCCUCCUUGAGAGGAGAGCUGAUGUCACAGGGAGGUGGCGGUCUGCCCAUGUCUAUAAGUACAGGCACCACAGAGGGAAUCUCUAUAUGAAGUUGAGCUAACCCAGCUGAGCAGUGCUGACCCAUGCUGAGCAAAGACACUGCAGGAGAGCAAAGAAACACUAGACUGGUGUACCUUUUAGUGCACUCAAACAGAUGAAGGAAUAAGUGAACUGACAGAUAGACUUCUCUCCUCUGGACUCAGGUGCAGGCUCUGGACAGUAUAUCAUCACAGACACUAGGUAUCUAUUCUAGAAUCUAACGACCUCCUGGACGGAAUCUUUAUCUCUAAUUUAAAUUGUGUAAUCUACACCUUCGGGAUGUUUUCUCUGGUUAGUUUGAGACGGACCGUCUCCACACUGUUCGUUCUCCUCUCCAGUGCUGCUGUCAUGGUGGAGAGUGACUGUCCUACCCAGUGCUCCUGUGGCGCCUCACAGCCACCGUGCCCAGCGGGCAUUAGUUGGGUGACAGACGCCUGCGGCUGCUGUAAGGUGUGUGCCAGGCAGUUCAACCAGGACUGCAGCCCCAGCCAGCCCUGUGACCACAUCAAGGGCCUGCACUGCCACCUGGGGGCUGGGGGAGACCCAGAGAGAGGCCUGUGCCGAGCGGAGGCCCAGGGCCGGCCCUGUGAGUUCAACGGGCGUGUCUACCAGCAUGGAGAGGACUUCCAGCCCAGCUGCCAGCACCAGUGCAGCUGCAUGGACGGGGUGGUGGGCUGCAUGCCACUCUGUCCCCAGCAGGUGCCCUUGCCCGACUGGCGCUGCUCCCAGCCAAGGCUGGCACGGCCCCGGGGCCGCUGCUGUGAGGAGUGGGUCUGUGAUGACAAAAACAACAUCAGUGAGGACCCAGAGGAACCUCCACAGGCAGCCCUACCUGACCCACAACCCCUCCCAAACCACAUCAACAACCAGCUCCAGGCCCAAGCCCUGGCCCAGCCACGCUAUCAGGCCAGCACUGGAGUCACUUUUAGAGAGUUGGUGUCCCUCCCCAGGUCCCAGGUGUUGCUAAGCGCCAGAUGCUUCCCUCAGACCACUGAUUGGACGGAAUGUUCCACCACGUGCGGGAUGGGCAUCUCAAGCCGGGUGACCAAUAACAACGCAGAGUGUCGGCUGGUCAGAGAGACACGACUCUGUCAGGUCCGCCAAUGUGACCUGCAGCUUACCCCAGCAAUCAAGAGGUUAAAGAAGUGCCAGCGUACAGUGCGCCCCCAGGAGCCAAUCAGGAUCAACUUUGCUGGCUGCUCCACAACACGCCGCCAUCGGCCUCACACCUGUGGCUCCUGUGCGGACGGGCGAUGCUGCACCCCUUCACUGACCCGCACCGUCCGCCUGCGCUUCCAAUGUCCCGACGGAGAGGGCUUCACACGCAACGUCAUGUGGAUCCAGAGCUGCAGCUGCAAGAAGAGCUGCCACAAUCACAGUUCCCCCUCAAGACCCUCUGUCAGCCUGCACAACGACAUCCACAACUUCAGGCACUGAGGCAGGCUUAGGAGGAUGCCUAACCCUAGUCUCAACACACUAGACAGGGCUAGUGCAUGCUAACCUCUCCCCAUCUUCCACCCACCCUCUGCCCAGGGAUAGCCCUGCCUUUCAGUCCCUUCCUGGACACCAGCCUCUCCCUCCUGCACCAGCGCCAGACUAUGGGAGAGAGAGCCUCGGCUAGGUGGCCGCUCCAUCCAACCAGGCAGAACUAUCGCUUGCACUUUAAGCUUCCUGACACGUUGCCACAAGUUAUCCGACAUGAGAGAUGUGGAUCAACUGCUCUCCACAGCCAGGUCCAGUGUCCCUUCCCUGUUGAUGACACAGUCACAGAACUGUUCUGGUGGAGGGAGGGACAGCACUGAGCACAACAGACUAUGGAUGGCCUGAUGUCACUUUCCUGAUGUCAUUUUGAACUUGUAAAUUAAUCAGUUUGGUUGUCUGCUUUUCCCCCUCAUUAUUUAUAAUGUUUAUUUGUUAACAUUGUCAAGUUCCUCUAUAAUCACAGAGGAGCAAGGGAAAAGGAAUGUAUAUGUGUGUAUGUGAAAGACAUAUACAUUUUUGUCAUAAUAGAAAUGUGUAAAUUAGUGAGGCCAGUGAAUGUGUAAGGAUGUGAUGAGUGACGACCAUGGGCAAUCUCUUACAUUCAUGAAAUGUUUUGUCUGAUACAUCGAUGGUAGAAAGAGGACAGGAUAUCAUUCUACAAAUUCAUCAAUGAUUGUAAUUAACUGUAUAUUACAUUGUGUAAAGUUCAGUGUUUAUGUGUGUGAGAGAGAAUGAAAGGGCGAGAAACAGAGUGUUUACAUGUGUGUAUUUGUGUCAUAUGACAGAGUAUAGUGUACAGACUUCACUCUUAGUGGAGUGGCAAUUGAUGGAGAUCACCUCAUUUUCCGGGGUGUGUUUUUAUUGCCUCAUAGUAUAGAGACUUGUACUGGAGGGAAGAUUGUAUUUGAUAUAUUUAAGAUUUCUAUAUUGUUUGAAUUCUAGAUCAAUAAUACUCUGAAAAAUUGAAUAAAAACAUUCAACACGU